GACUGGGACCAAUACACUCGAGGAGCCGUUGGGGUCACGACUGGUUCCCAUCGGGGUCUAGGAACCGUUUUGGUACGGAUUGAUUCCCAUCCGGAUCGUUGGCGGGUUUUAAAAGGGCUGGUUUUUACCAGUGAAGUUGUGGCUGAAUGUGUUCGCUCUACCUGUCCUGCUGAAACCGUAGCUCCGGUUCUCUCUCUGUUUACGGCUAAUUCAAACGCUAAUCAUCUGGCUUUAUUCAAUAUCGCUGAAGGUUAUUAUUUUAAAGAUGCCUUCAAGGCCUGAGAAACAGGCUCCUCCAGAGUUCUUCUAUGAUGAAACUGAAGCUCGAAAGUAUACGACUUCAUCUCGUAUAAUCGAAAUCCAGGCUAAGCUUUCUGAAAGGGCAUUGGAGCUUCUUGCCUUGCCUGAUGAUGGAGUUUCUAGACUUUUGCUUGAUAUUGGUUGUGGAUCUGGGCUUAGUGGAGAAACACUCUCAGAGAAUGGACAUCAAUGGAUUGGGCUGGAUAUAUCACAUUCCAUGCUUGAUAUUGCAUUGGAGCGUGAAGCAGAGGGUGACCUCAUACUUUCAGAUAUUGGCCAGGGCUUGGGCCUCCGUCCUGGAUGUAUUGAUGGGGCAAUUAGUAUCUCAGCUGUUCAGUGGUUAUGCAAUGCUGAUAAGAGUUCUAAUGACCCCAAGCUGAGAUUGAGGGCUUUCUUUGGAUCAUUGUAUAGAUGUUUAGCAAGGGGAGCAAGAGUUGUGUUACAACUUUAUCCGGAAAAUCAUGCUCAACUUGAGAUGAUCACUUCUGCUGCAAUGAGAUCUGGAUUUUCGGGUGGUUUGGUUGUUGAUUACCCACACAGUACCCGAGCAAAGAAGUAUUUUCUCUGCCUCAUAUGUGGUCCCCCAAAUUUAAGCACAACCCUUCCAAGGGCCAAAGGUGAAGAUGGGGGGAGUUGCUCAGAAGAGAGUGACAGCGAUGGAGAAAAUCAAACAGUACGAGUUCAAGAGAGGCAGCGUCCUAGGAAGAAGCAAAAGGUAACAAAGAAGGCCAAAGGACGGGAGUGGAUCUUAAAGAAGAAGGAGCAAAUGAGGAAGAAGGAAAAAUAUGGGUACGGGGAAAACAUCCCUCCAGACACGAAAUACACAGGACGCAAACGAAAGGCACGCUUUUGAGCCAUUUAUUGAAGUCCAAUGAACCAUCAAAUUGAGAUGCUUCAAUUAACGCAAGUUCAUUUACGCACUGAACCCUUCCUUGGCAAUGGUUAUGGUGAGCCAAAGGUGUAUAUUUAUUCCUCUAUUGCAGUAUCAAUUUUGGAAAUCAAUCUGAGGUGGAUGGACCUUCACACCACUUGGGUAUGGUGCUCAAAUCUCUCUACUUUGGAUCCCAUGACAGGUUUUUGGGGUUUCUGCAGUUGAGGUUGAGAGAGAGAGAGAGAGGCUUGCUGACUUGAUAUUCAAUCAUUGAGUGUAUUUUAAUUUCUGCUUUGGCUGUGGGCGGUGCAUAUCCUUUGGUCUUCUGGUCCCUUUUGUGCCAAAGCAGUGGGCGGUGCGUUUCCCUUGUUCUUCUGGUCCCUUUUGUGCCUAGAGGGCUAGACAUUAUUAGUAGGAAACAUUAUGUGGAUGUCUAUCUCUUCCCUUUAAUGUUUUUUAUGUUUACAAUAUCACUUGUCUCAUAGGCAUUUAUGAGUUUAUAGGUAUUUUGGACGUUUUUCUUUGCUUUGAAGAUGAGGGGGUUGUUGAAGUUUCUUGGAACCCUAGUCAAAAUGACCCUUGGGUAUUGCUUUUUUUUCUCCCCCCCCUUUUUGAAUCUGACAGUUGAAGUUUUUUGGAA
Molecule: messenger RNA, 1811 nt
Organism: Amborella trichopoda
Lineage: Eukaryota; Viridiplantae; Streptophyta; Magnoliopsida; Amborellales; Amborellaceae
Gene: RID2
Product: S-adenosyl-L-methionine-dependent methyltransferases superfamily protein
Biological process (GO): rRNA (guanine-N7)-methylation
Cellular component (GO): nucleolus
Molecular function (GO): rRNA (guanine) methyltransferase activity
Source: RefSeq, a predicted model, not a curated record